Molecule: messenger RNA, 279 nt
Organism: Acyrthosiphon pisum (pea aphid)
Lineage: Eukaryota; Metazoa; Arthropoda; Insecta; Hemiptera; Aphididae
Product: SOSS complex subunit C homolog
Exons: 4
Coding region: 1-279 (92 amino acids)
Biological process (GO): DNA repair
Cellular component (GO): SOSS complex; nucleus
Source: RefSeq, a predicted model, not a curated record
AUGUCUUUUCCAGCCCAAAACGCUAGAGGUAUUCAGAAUCGAAAGAUACUUGAAGACUUGGAGCUGAAGAAACAGAUAUUAUUAAAAACCGGCGCUGUUCCAACUCCUCCAACAGUUUCCCAUCCUACAACUCCGGUUAUCCGUCUGCCCGAAGGUCAGGGAACAUCUGAUAGUCAUUUUCAGCGUGCCCAAGCUUUGCAAUCUGCAGGUUUUUUCAUCACCACAGAUUCAGCUUUUGGAAAUUCUAUACUACCUGUCCUGCCGCGCAUUGAAAAAUAA